Acomys russatus (golden spiny mouse) is the source of this 1335-nucleotide messenger RNA. RefSeq names its product methyl-CpG binding domain protein 3 (gene Mbd3). NCBI's taxonomy places the organism in Eukaryota, Metazoa, Chordata, Mammalia, Rodentia, Muridae. The transcript has 7 exons. Gene Ontology annotation, molecular function: DNA binding. The record is from RefSeq and is a predicted model, not a curated record. Bases 34 to 888 code for a protein of 284 amino acids.
CGGGCCCGGAGGCGGGCGGAGAGCCGGGGCGCGAUGGAGCGGAAGAGGUGGGAGUGCCCGGCGCUCCCGCAGGGCUGGGAAAGGGAAGAAGUGCCCAGGAGGUCGGGGCUGUCCGCCGGCCACAGGGAUGUCUUUUACUAUAGCCCCAGCGGGAAGAAGUUCCGCAGCAAGCCACAGCUGGCACGUUACCUGGGCGGCUCUAUGGACCUCAGCACCUUCGAUUUCCGCACUGGAAAAAUGUUAAUGAACAAGAUGAAUAAAAGCCGCCAGCGCGUGCGCUAUGACUCCUCCAACCAGGUCAAGGGCAAGCCUGACCUGAACACUGCACUGCCUGUGCGGCAGACUGCAUCCAUCUUCAAGCAACCAGUGACGAAAAUCACCAACCAUCCCAGCAACAAGGUCAAGAGCGACCCGCAAAAGGCAGUGGACCAGCCGAGGCAGCUGUUCUGGGAGAAGAAGCUGAGUGGCUUGAGUGCCUUUGACAUUGCUGAGGAGCUGGUCAGAACCAUGGACCUUCCCAAGGGCCUGCAGGGAGUGGGCCCAGGCUGCACAGACGAGACGCUGCUCUCCGCCAUUGCCAGUGCACUGCACACCAGCACCCUGCCCAUUACAGGCCAGCUCUCCGCAGCCGUGGAGAAGAAUCCUGGCGUGUGGCUGAACACUGCACAGCCGCUCUGCAAAGCCUUCAUGGUGACCGAUGAUGACAUCAGGAAGCAGGAGGAGCUGGUGCAGCAGGUGCGCAAGCGCCUGGAGGAGGCACUGAUGGCCGACAUGCUGGCACACGUGGAGGAGCUGGCCCGGGACGGGGAGGCACCACUGGACAAGGGCUGCACCGAGGAGGAGGAGGAGGAGGAGGACGACGAUGAGCCGGAGCCCGAGCGUGUUUAGAUAGAUGCCCUGCCCAGGUCGUGGUGACAAACUGCCUCCCAUGGCCUCCUGCGGACCUCCCUCAGCCUGGCCUGGACCAGAUGGGGGCCUCCAUUUUCUUCCCAGCCGGGUCUCAGUGCAGGUGCCCCCAUGGGCCAUGGACUUGCUUGCCCCUGUGCUGCCUGGCAAGAAGCCCCACACUGAAAACUGAAAGCCUGGGCACAGCUGGGAGGUCACCUCCCUGCCUCCACCAUAGGAAGAGGCCCUUCUCGUCACCAAGGAGCUAUGAGCUUUGUUGGGCGCUGGAGGAAGGUUCUAGAAGCACACCUGGCUGUGCCUGCCUCACGGUGUCCUAACUCCACUGUGGUCCAGGGCCUGGACUGCAACUGUUCAUUGGGGCCGCGCGGCUGAGAGCCAGCAGCCAGCCAGGAAGUCAGUCGCUUUUAUUCAAUAAACUGAUGGUAGGAA